UUGAGACCGACAAUAUGAGCAAGUUCACAUAGGCAAAGUUCUGCACCUAGCUAUCCAUGAUCAUGUAAAAUACAAGUCACUAGUACAGGACAGCUUAUGCUUCCUUAAACAUUUUGUUUUAAGCUAUCAGUUCCAUUUUUCUUUAGCUUUGGAGGCAAUAUUUAAAAAUUUCAAUGCUUCAAACAUCAAUAUACUCUUCUAUAAAGACAAAGCAACCUAUUCCUUGACAAGAAAUGACUUCUAUUCAUAACCUUCUUCAUUACCAUCACCCUUUCUCUCCUUCAAUCUUGCACAAAAAAUGGAAGACAAGAACAUUUAUGCGGCCGAUUGCAUAGUCAUAUGUUGCUGCUGCCAAUGCUUGAUCCUCCAAAUCAUCAUCUUGUUCUUGCUUAACCUUCCAUGCAAGUUGUUAAAGAAAACAAAAGAAUGUAUAAAGAAACUGAGAUAUCGAAGACGGAACAAGAAAAAUAUUAUGGAGAUGGAGAUCAACAGACAUGAAGAUGAAAUCUUGAAAGAUCAUGGAGGAUCUUUGAGGGUUCAACUUGAGAGUUUGUGUUGUAUGGAAGAAGUUGAAAAGGUUUUAGAGGAGUUUUCUCAAAAGGGUGAAUUUGCUUUUGGAAGCUUUUGGGGUGGGGAUGAAGAGGAUGUGUUACAGACAGAGAGAAUCACAACAUGUAUACAUAAACAAACAGUUGAUUAUGAUGUUUUUCACACUCAUUUGAUACAAGUUUUUGGAUCUUUCAACUUGCAAUGA
Messenger RNA from Solanum verrucosum, 754 nucleotides. RefSeq lists its product as uncharacterized. The transcript has a single exon. Bases 299 to 754 code for a protein of 151 amino acids. The record is from RefSeq and is a predicted model, not a curated record. Lineage: Eukaryota; Viridiplantae; Streptophyta; Magnoliopsida; Solanales; Solanaceae.